GCUUUUUGUUUGUUCAGACAGCUUUCAAAUUUGAAACUAUUUUGUCUAAAAUUGUGUUUACAGCCUUGUAAAUCGAAAAAUGUAUAAUCAAGGAGGAGGAGGUGGUGGUGCUGGUGCUGAUAAGGAGAAAAAACGGAAGGAGAGCAUUGUUGACCUCUCAAAAUACCUUGAAAAGCCAAUUCGGGUCAAAUUUCAAGGUGGCAGAGAAGCAUCUGGAAUCUUAAAAGGGUAUGACCCUUUGUUGAAUCUGGUAUUGGAUAAUACUACAGAAUUCCUAAGAGACCCUGAUGAUGCAUACAAGCUCACAGAUGACAGACGCUCAUUGGGUCUUGUUGUUUGUCGUGGUACGGCUGUAGUUGUAAUAUGUCCCACUGAUGGCAUGGAAUCCAUUUCAAAUCCUUUCAUUUCUCAUGAAACUUAGCAAAUAAAAGUCAUUUUCUGCGACUUUGUUUUUCUUGUAAAUACUUGCUGUUGAAUAAAAAAUUUUCUAAGUA
This is a messenger RNA of Uloborus diversus, 494 nucleotides long. It is a transcript of the gene LSm7, whose product is annotated as U6 snRNA-associated Sm-like protein LSm7. Gene Ontology annotation, biological process: nuclear-transcribed mRNA catabolic process; mRNA splicing, via spliceosome. The record is from RefSeq and is a predicted model, not a curated record. NCBI's taxonomy places the organism in Eukaryota, Metazoa, Arthropoda, Arachnida, Araneae, Uloboridae. Gene Ontology annotation, cellular component: spliceosomal tri-snRNP complex; U6 snRNP; catalytic step 2 spliceosome. Gene Ontology annotation, molecular function: RNA binding. The transcript has 4 exons. Bases 80 to 421 code for a protein of 113 amino acids.